AUGGCCAGCGCCGCGGGGCUGGCGUUGAUGGAGGAGGGACCCCACAGAUGCCUAUUCUGGUCCGGAUUCUUCUGGUUUCUGAGCGGCGGACCAGGGGCACUUCGGGGAUUCGGCGAGGAGACUGCCAGAGGAGGAGCAGGAGCUUCGGGAUUUGUAUCUCCCCCCCACCCCCCCUUCUCCAUAUCGUCCUCUCAAAUCCCGGAGUGA
This is a messenger RNA of Spirodela intermedia, 207 nucleotides long. Lineage: Eukaryota; Viridiplantae; Streptophyta; Magnoliopsida; Alismatales; Araceae. The record is from the annotation of a GenBank genome assembly.